Molecule: messenger RNA, 2421 nt
Organism: Engraulis encrasicolus (European anchovy)
Lineage: Eukaryota; Metazoa; Chordata; Actinopteri; Clupeiformes; Engraulidae
Product: BTB/POZ domain-containing protein KCTD1
Exons: 5
Coding region: 803-1786 (327 amino acids)
Biological process (GO): protein homooligomerization; negative regulation of DNA-templated transcription
Cellular component (GO): nucleus
Molecular function (GO): transcription factor binding; transcription corepressor activity
Source: RefSeq, a predicted model, not a curated record
AGUUGAGGCUGUGGCUAUUUUCUUGAAACAAAAUGCCUCUCUGUACAAUAUGUCCAAGCUUAUGUGGAAAGCAAGAGGAAAAUGGGGGAGUUUUCUGUGUGGAGAAGGUCAGUGGUGCCCCGGGGAUGUUUGGAUAAUGUAGAGAUUUCUGGAUUAGCAACAGGAGGUGGGUUUUAUUCACAAAGUUACUAUCAGACUGCAGUGUAGCCUACAGUUUCAUCCACUAAGUACUGGGGCUUAAAUACAUGUUGUGUUAUUCCCUCCACACACACAGUCUUUGCCGCAUCGCCUUAAACGCUGACAAUAUGUGGCAAGGACCUCGGGCAAUCAUUUGAAAUAUGCUCCAUUCAUUGUGCGGGGAAAUGUGCACGCCUUCUGAUGUGCUCUACUAGAAAGUGUGGAUCUUCACCUGAAGCUGUUCCUGUGCGUUAGACAGAAAUGCUCUGAGAGCUGGAGGUGAAAGAACGGACUCACGAUGAAGGAUUACUAACAAACCUCCACAAUUGCAGAUAUGUUUUAGACGCGCGCGUAAUGAGACUACAUGCAGGAAUUUUAAACAAAGAGUGAUCAUUUAAUGUGUAGGACUUUUACGAUACAUUUCCGUAAUUUCCUCCGGCAGUUUCUGAAGUCUUAUCGUUCGCAGAGAAGGGUGUUUCACAUUGGAUAACAUUUCGCUUUAAGAAGCUCGUUUUUUAGUUUAUCUUAUCAGUUCCAUUUAGCAGCCUACAGUCGCUGGCACACCGAAGGAUGCUGAGGUUAUACACGAGGAGCCAGAUUUGUCUCUGAGUCGACUGCAACUCCUAUGGAUUUGAUUGUUAUCAUGGACUUAACAAAUCAUAAAACCAAGACCCGACCACCCUCUAUACCUUUCAUGGAUGGUACCGGGCAGACUGUAGCCAAAAGACUCCGUCCGGCAGAAUACAGAGAUUCCGCGAUUGUGAUGUCCAUGAGUGACGGCGCCCUCCCACGUGAACAAUCUGCCCCUUUGACAGUGCAGGAUAACCGGUCCAAUAUGUCCAGGCCCAUGAUCACCAGAUCGCCAGCCUCCCCACUGAGUAACCAGGGCAUCCCCACGCCUGCCCAGCUCACCAAGUCCAACGCUCCAGUGCACAUCGACGUCGGUGGCCACAUGUACACCAGCAGCUUGGCCACACUAACAAAAUACCCCGAGUCCAGAAUUGGCCGUCUCUUUGAUGGCACAGAGCCCAUUGUCCUGGACAGCCUCAAGCAGCACUACUUCAUUGACAGGGAUGGUCACAUGUUCCGCUACAUCCUCAACUUCCUCAGGACCUCGAAGCUCCUCAUCCCAGACGACUUCAAAGACUACAGUCUGCUGUAUGAGGAGGCCCGCUACUUCCAGCUGCAGCCCAUGCUGGCGGAGCUGGAGCGCUGGAGGCAGGACCGCGAGCACAACCGGGUGUCUCGCCCCUGCGAGUGCCUGGUGGUGCGGGUGGCGCCCGACCUGGGCGAGAGGAUCACCCUGAGCGGCGACAAGGCCCUCAUCGAGGACAUCUUCCCCGAGAUCGGCGACGUCAUGUGCAACUCCGUCAACGCCGGGUGGAACCACGACUCCACGCACGUCAUCCGUUUCCCGCUCAACGGCUACUGCCACCUGAACUCUGUGCAGGUCCUGGAGCGGCUUCAGCAGCGAGGGUUUGAGAUCUCGGGCUCGUGCGGUGGUGGCGUGGACUCAUCCCAGUUCAGCGAGUAUGUGCUGAAGAGGGAGCUGCGGCGGGCCCAGCGAGGUCCUCAGACAAACAGGAUAAAACAGGAGCAGCUGGACUAAUGACCUCCCAGCCUGAGGGGGCGCCAGACAUUUCAACUUUACCACAGAAGCACGGACACUUCCUGUGUGUUACUCGUUUUUGUUUUUCUUUCGUUUUUUUUUACGUACAUAAGAAAAAAAAGGAAAAGUGCAACUGAUUUUUUUUUUUUUUGCCACAAGAAGAUACAGAACAUUUGAUGACUUUUUUAAAUCAUCAAUUUCCUUGUGACUUUCCCUUGAAGACAAAAAUUGUCCCCGGAUGAAGUUUGUUUUAAAACUUUGAUGCUACAGUGUGAAAAAAAGAAUCUAUGUAUAUAAAGGCCACCCUGUUCAAAUAUGAUUUAAAAUGAAGUUUGUUAUUACCACUACUAUUUUAUUAUUCCAUGCAACAUCCCAUAGAAUGAAGUCAGCAAUUUUGCAAAAAUUCUGUCUCUGUGUACGUGAUCUCCAUUUUCCAUGUUGUGUAAACAUUUUUAAAAACUAUUUGUCCACUGUUUUUUUUCUGCUGGACAAGUGACAUGCAAAAAUGAAAACAGUUGAAGUAUGUAAAGAUAGCUCAAAUAACUUUUUAUGGAAAGUAAUCUCUCAGUAUGCCAGGAUGUCAUUGAACAUUCUCCACUCAUUAAAAUAAAAAAAUAUAAAUUAUGUUAAUGCAA